GAUCAACACUCUGUGGUAGGCCAGGGAGCUGGCCCCACUCCAAACUCCAGUUCUUGCUCAAAUCCAAACACUGGAAGUGGUUACAUGAACUCAUCCCAGCAAUCAAUGUUGAAUCAGCAACUGAUGGAAAAGAAACAGGCUCUGCAGCGGCAAAUGAUGGAGCAAAAACAACUCCUUCUACAGCAGCAGAUGUUGGCAGAAGCUGAGAAAAUCACUCCACAAGAUCAGCUGAACAGACAUUUGACACGACCACCACCAGAUUAUAAAGACCAAAGAAGGAACGUGGUCAACAUGCAACAAGCAAACCAAUAUCCUGGUGGUUCACCAGCUGUGAGUAUGAGCUCCAACAUGUCCUUAUCCAACCCAAUUUCCGCUCAUAGCAUCAUGCCCCAGAGUUCUAGCCUCAUGUCCACCCCCUCUGGGACCCGAAUGCCUUCUGUUCCUGCUGCUCGGAGUAUGGGCUGCUACGGAAACCUUCCUUGCAACCAACCAAGCGCAUACAACGUGACUACAGGAAUGAACCAAAUGCAGCCACACAGAAACCAAAAUCAAGUCCUGCCCAGUCAGAAUAACCCCAUGAUGUCUCGACAGCAAACCAUGACACAGGGGAACAAUGUAGCAGCUUUUGGGACGGGGUCAGUGGUCAACUCGCAGCAAGUAAGGCCAAGCUUGAACCACGGAGCCACAGGUAUCCCCGCGCAAAGGCCGGCCAAUGUGAUGAUCACGGCUACUGCCACCGCCCAGAACUGGGCUCCGCAAGAAGCUGCGGUGAAGCAGCAGGAUGCACUGAAACCCACAGGGGUCCGUUUCCCCACCGGCACUCCAUAUUCUAACCAGUCUUUGCAACGCAACGUAGGCACCCAGCAUUUUCCUCAGCGUGCAUUGGCACCUCCUAAUCAGUUAACAGCGGGAGUCCAAAUGAGGUCUCCUCCAAACCAAAUGCACCAGACUCUAAAUGGACAAUCUGCUGGCUCACUACGAGGUCUCAGCAUAAGACCUAACCAGCUGAGAGGACAGACUGUGCCUACCUUGAAUCAGCCAGGAACAACUAUGACACCUCCGUCAUCUCUGCCAUCAACCAGUUUCACAUCUACCAACCAAAACUCUCGGGCUUACCAAGGAAGUGACCAUGGUAAUGACCUAGCAUUUGACUUUCUGAACCAGCAAGGUGACAGUAUAGGACCUGCACUCAACAGUGACUCAGACUUUAUAGAUUCUUUACUGAAAACCGAACCUGGUAAUGAUGACUGGAUGAAAGACAUCAACCUCGAUGAAAUUUUGGGGAACCACUCGUAA
Phaethon lepturus (White-tailed tropicbird) is the source of this 1296-nucleotide messenger RNA. Its product is annotated as mastermind-like protein 2. The annotation marks the transcript as partial. Gene Ontology annotation, biological process: positive regulation of transcription of Notch receptor target. The record is from RefSeq and is a predicted model, not a curated record. Gene Ontology annotation, molecular function: transcription coactivator activity. Gene Ontology annotation, cellular component: nucleoplasm. Lineage: Eukaryota; Metazoa; Chordata; Aves; Phaethontiformes; Phaethontidae. The transcript has 3 exons.